Adineta steineri is the source of this 9417-nucleotide messenger RNA. The record is from the annotation of a GenBank genome assembly. Lineage: Eukaryota; Metazoa; Rotifera; Eurotatoria; Adinetida; Adinetidae.
AUGGACUCUAGAUAUAGUUUUUCGGCAACAAUGCCGCAACAUGAAAAUCAAACAUCACAAACUAUGAAGAAUAGCAGUGAAAGUAGUCUACAAAAUAAUGUAAAUCCACCAACAUCUACAUCCACACGCUAUUUUCAUCGUGCUCCAUUGAUAUUUCCUCAACAUCAUCAACAACGUCUUCGUACAUCAUCGCCAAGAUUUUCUUCAUCAUAUUUGGGCCCAUUAAAUCAACAUCGAUCACGUUUCCUAUCAGCUUGGGAUCUUACUCCUAGACCACACAUACACAAUUCAUCACGGCAGCCUUCUGCGACUACUCCAACACCUACAUCAUUACCCGAGCAAUUUGAUGAAGAUUCACUUUCUGUAAACAAUAAUUCAUUAAACAAUCCUAUUGCAAAUACUCCCACCCCUUCUACAUCAAUGUCAAAUCCAUAUGAAGACGGUUCACAAUCUUCAAGACAAUCUAUGCGUAGUCCAGGAAGCAACACUCUUUCGCCUACUCCAUCAUCUACUUUAAUACCGAAACAAAAUGAUAUGGGUUUACGCUCUCCAAAACUAAAUAUACAAAAUUCAUCCCGUAAUACCAUUGGAAUUGCUUCAGCACCUAAAUCAAUAACGAAACAACAUGAUGAAAAUUCACAUAUGCCAAAGUCACCGAUUCCCAGAUCAAGUAUCCCCAAAUCAACGCGUAAUACUAUUUCAUCUAAUUCAACAUCUACACUUGUUCCAAAACAACAUGAUGAAAAUUCGCGCUCUUCAAGAACAACUUUACAUAAUUCACCACGUCAGACUACUGCAACUACUCAAGCAGUUCCAUCAGUGCCGCAACAAUAUGUUGAGGAUCGAACACAACUUCAAACAAUGCCAGCAAAAGAUUUUGCUGAUUUAGUUAUGUUACCACGUGAAUGGCGUCGUGGUGAAGUUUGUAUUCCAUGGGCUAGAAAUCAUGAUUAUUAUAAUAUUUCAUGGCUUGAAAAUCUUUGGAAAUAUAUUAAUGAAAAACUUCCAAAUGAUUUAACAACACUUGAAAAUACAAAUAUUCUUUAUUUACAACCAUUAUCACGUUCAUCAAGUGCAUCAUCCUCAAAUAAUACAAUAUCAUUAUAUAAAUUAUCAAAAGAUAUUGGCCUUAUACAAUUACCCACCGUUCCAAGUAAAGAUGAUUUAGCUAUACAAAAAGUUUUAGUAAAAUUAAAUUUUCAUUGUAUUGAACCAUUUCCGGAGAUUAUACGACGACAUAAAUUAAUUGAUGAAUAUGUUCCACAAUUAUCAUGUUUAGGUUUAUUACAAAUAUUUAAAUGUCGUUUAAGACAUUUUACACAAUUAAAAAUUCAACAUGAAUUUAAUACUUUAUUAAAUGAACAUGAUAUGAAAUUAUUAAGACAAUAUUUAUCUCGUAUAAUGACACAACAAUUAGAUGAUUCAAAUAUUCAAUGUAUUAAACAAUUACCUAUAUUUGAUAAUGCAUAUUUAGGUAAUGAAUCAAAUCAUUAUCCUCAACAACAACAACAGCAACAACAACAUUAUAAAUAUAUUAGUUUAAAUAAUAUUUUAUAUAUUUAUGAAUCCGGAAUAAAAUUACCGAUUGAUUUACAACCACCGAAACAAUGUAUACAUGUAACUGAUAGUGAUUCAAGAAUUUUACUAGAUAAAUUAGGUUAUGUUAUACAUGAUUUUACACAUGUUGCAAGAUAUUUAAUAACAACUAUUGGACAACAACAACAAUUAAAUAUUCAACAACCACAAACACCACCAACAAUUAAUCUAAAAAAUGAUCAUCAAAAAAUGUUGUAUUUAGGAAAAUGGCUGUUAGUCAAUUGCUCGAAUUUAAUUUUAACCGAUGCUGUUUGUCAAGAUACAUUAUCUACAUGUCGUUUAUUUCUUAAUCGUAAAGGUGAAAUAUGUUCAUGUCAACAAAUGUUUGAUCCAUCAUCAUUUCAUAAUAAUAAUAAAGAUAAAUAUUUAAGUUUAUUUGAAUUAAAAUAUUUACCAUCACAAGAUUUAUGUUCAACAAAUGAAACAUUACCUUUAUUAAAACAUCUUAAAUUACGACAAUAUUAUGAUAUAAAAUGUGAUGAAUUAAUUGAUAUAUGUGAAAUAACAAUGAAAGAAUCAUCAUCAUCAACAACUGGUAAACGUUCAUUAAUGUUCUUAUUAGCUGAAUUUAUUAUUGAUAUAUUAAGUCAAAAUGUUAAAUUAAUUGAUGAAUAUUCUCAAACAAAACGAGUUACUCUUAAACAAUAUUUAAAUAGUACAUCAUGGAUGCCGGUUAUGCUUGAAAGACCACAUGGAUAUCCACUGACACUGACAUGGCAAGGAUCUAUUGAUACUCGUCGUGCAUUUGUAAAUCCACGUGAUCUAUGUGAUAAACUUCAUGGAACACUUGUUGGUGGUAUCGUUCUUGUUACAUCUCUUGAUCUUCCUGAAGCAUUUUAUGUUUCAUCACGUCCAUCAAAUCGUUCCAUAUUUGAUAUGCGUGAAAUCAAACUUGAUAUAUUAAUAAAACAAUUAAAAUGUAUUGUUUUAUGUUAUCAAAAAAGUUCUUCACAUGAACAAAAAAAUGAAACAUUUGAUUAUUUAAAUUUAUGUAAACGUCUCUAUGAAACAUUAUCACAUUUAACAAAUACAAAUGAUAUAUUAAAUGAAAUGCGUAAAUGUAGUUUAACUGAAUGGAUAUGGAAUAGUAUAAAUGGAUUUUCUUCAAUAAAUCAUAUUUUUCUUAUUGAUAAAACACAUCCAUUAGCAUCCUAUGUACAAAUUCUUCCAUAUGAAUUAUAUAAUUAUCGAAAAUUUUUUGAAUCAAUCGGUGUUAAAACUCAACCAGAAGCAUCAAAAAUCGAAGAUUUAAUACGUAAUCAACAGCAACAACCCAUUGAUGAACAUUUACUUAAAUGGAUUAAAGAAACAUAUACAACUGAUCGUCGUUUAUUACAAUUAAUAAAUGAUUAUGAAUUAAAAUCUCUUUCCAAAGGAACGAAUAAUAAUAAUAAUAAUAAUAAAACAAAAAAUCUUAACGAUGAACAAACACGUAUUACAUUUUCUAGUACACUUGAUUUAUCUGAUGACAAGGUCUAUCUUUAUUUACCAGAUAUAUUCAAUAAACAAACAAACAUUAAAGAAACAGUUGUACAAGCCCUAACAACUAUAUCGAAAGAAAAGAAAACUCAAUUGUUAAAUGAAGAAGAUUAUUUUAUACGUAAAAUGUCUGGAAGUGAAUAUUUAAAAAAUCUGUAUGAUCAUUAUCGUGCAUAUAAUGAUUUACUUCUACCAAAUUUAAAUGUUUUACCUAAAAAUGUUAAAGAUACAUUAGUUUUAUUUGCAUUAGAUCAUGCAGAUAAUAUGAUGUUAAAUAUUUUAAAACAACAUUGUUGUAUACCAUGUACACCUAAUGGAAGAACAUUAAAUAAACCAUCGAAAUUAAUACAUCCAUAUUGUCGUUUAGCAUCACUUUAUUCCGAUAUUGAUUCAUUAUUUCCAUAUGGAGGACAAGAUUCAUAUUUAAGAGAAGAUAGAUUAAAUGUUUUGAAACUACUUGGUAUGAAAUGUGAUGACAACCUUGUAACAUGGCCUGAAUUAGUCGAACGAUGUGAAUCAAUACAACGUAUGCGUGAUUAUGAUUUAGCUCAUGAACGUUCAUUAGCAUUACUUCAAAUUCUCAAUGAUAUGUUAACAAUGUCAAAUUCAAAUCCAACUCGAACAUUUGAUGAAAGUGAUGAUUCAUCCGAUCGUCGUUCUCGACAAUCAUCAUCAUCAAGUUCACGUGAUAAAUCUAUUCAUAUGAAUACAUCAACUUCAUCUUCAUCAAUAUUAAAUACACAUGAAGCACUUCAUGAUAAAGAAGCUCGUACACGUGCAUCAUUACAACUUCGUGAAUUAGCAUUUAUACCAAUAAAACCUCGUCCACAAGAAUUAAAUGGAAUAAAUUUAAUAUGGAUGGGUGAUAAAUAUUCCAAUCGUUUAUUUAAACCAAAAGAUGUUCUUUCACAACAUUAUGAACAAUUAGUUUGUUCAACAUGGCCAAUAGCUGAACAAUCAAAAAUCAAUCAAGAACAAAUUAUAAUUACUAAACAAGUUGAACAUUUUCUUGCAUUAGAUGAUGCAUUUAAAAUUGAAUAUAAAGAUAUUCUUAAACAACUUGAUGAAAUCUCGAAAUUAUCCAUUGUUAAUAAUUCCGGUACAAUUACAUAUAAUCAUCAAGCAACAUCAAAAUAUAUUCUUGAUAUGAGUUAUGCUAUAUAUGAUUAUAUUCAAUCAUUUUGUUUUCCACAUUUACAAAAAUCUUCGGAAUAUGAAUAUCGUUCAUCAUCAAUGACAACAAAUCAAUUAGAACAUUAUAAAAAUGAAAUACGAGAAUUUUUUAAACAACGUCGUUUAAUUUAUUUUACUGAUCCAUCAUCAACCGAUACAUAUUUAUUUUUAUCAUUAGAACAAUUAUUAUGGCAAUCACCUAAUCGUUCAUCAACAAAAAUAUCUAAUCAUUUAAAACCCUAUUAUUAUUCUAUACCAAUAUCAUUACAAAAAACUUAUAAACAUUUUUUUCUUGAUCUAUUACAAAUUAAAUGUCAAUUGGAAGGUAAAGAUCUUUUAUAUAUCAUUGAACAAAUUAAAAAAAAAUAUGGUACGAAACCAAUUGAUAAAGAUGAUUUAAGUUUAUUACAAAAUAUUUAUACACUUUUAAUUGAACAAUAUUCAAAUGUUUUUCAUACAAAAAAUCAAUUAUAUUUACCAAAUGUUGAUUGUGUUCUACAACCUGGUCCUGAGUUAUAUUUUUAUCCAUUUGAAAGGGAACAAAUUUUGUCAACUUCUUCUCCGUCUGCACAGAACGAACAUUACGUGCAUCCAUCUGUUGAUCGACGUGUUUGUCUCAAGGCCGGUGUUAAAGUACAAAAAAAUCCUAUUGUCUCUGCAACUGUAUCAUCAUCAUCAAGUCCUCCAACAAAUCCAAAUAUGAUAAAUAAUUCUUCAACAAAUAAUAAUUCUUCACGUUUAUUUCCAAAAAUAUUUGGUAAUAAAAAAUUAGAAUCAAUUCUUGCUCGUCUCGAUGAUCCACAUAUAAAUCCACAAUUAGUUGAAACAAUGGAUGAAUCCAAUCCAAAUAUCGUUUUAGAAUUUUUACUUGAAUCAAAUAAACAUACGCAAAUAACAAAUAAUUUAUCUGAUGAUGAUAUUACCAUAAUAUUAAAAUAUUUUAAUGAUUUUUUAACAAGUGGUUUUCAAGGUAAUUUUCAAAAAGUGCGUGAAUUAAAAAUUUUCAGACCACUUUGGGGUAUUGCAUCAAAUGAUGAUAAACAACAACCGAUUCAACAAUGUUGUUCAUUAGAAAAUUUUUCACAUGUUUAUAUAUUAAAUGAAGAUUGGUCGAAUUUAAUUCGACGUUCAUUUAAACGAAAUUUUUUUACUGAACAAUUUCAUGAAAAAAAAACGGUUUUAUUAAUGCAAAAAAAAAUUGAAUCAUUAAGUAAAAUAUUUACACAUGUUAGAUUUAUUAUCCCAUCGGAUAUGGAAAUAUUUUUACAAUUAUGUUUACCACAUUUUAGAAAAUUAGAUGCGAGAUCACAAGCGAAUCUAAUUAAAUAUUUUACUGAUGAUAUUGAUGAAAAAUUAUUUCAACAUGAAAAAGAACAAUGUAGAAAACAAUUACAUGAUCAUUUAGAAAUUUAUACACAAAUAUCAAAUGAUCAUUUACAUAAAAUACCAACACCCAUAUCACGUUCAUCACGUGAUCCACCGGAAAUUUGUCCGAUCUAUGAAUUAUAUGAUCCUAAUAUUAAAAAUAUUCGUUCGAUUUUAGGUGUUCAUCAUUUUCCUGAUGAACAUUUUCAUACACCAACCAUGUUAAAAUUUCUUAAAGAAUGUGGUCUUCGUUCUUAUAUACCGACAGAUAAAUGUAAACAAAUUAUGGAAUCAAUUCAACUUAAUGUUAAACAAGAAGGUUGGACAAAUGAACAACGUAAACGUUCAAAACAUUUAUAUGAACAUUUAUUAUCAAAUUGGACACGCUAUGAUAAUUCAAUAUUAGAUUAUAAAUUUCUUGAACCCUAUCAAUUGCAUUUAGAACGAAAUGAUUUAUUACAAUUACAUGAACAAUAUACAAAUUCAUCAGAUACAAAUGUAACGGAUCAUUUUCGUUAUACAUGUAUUAAAUUAAGUGAUGGAGAAUUAUUAAAAGAUGUUGAAUUAUGUUGGACAUCAUCGUAUUUAUUACCGGAAUUUGUUUGUCUCGAACAAUAUAAUGAUUUUACUGAACAAAAACAAGCCAUUGAACAAAAUGCAUUAGAAUUUUUUAAAUUAAAUAAAAAACCUUCGUAUGCAUUAGUACAAAAAAAUCUCUCGAAUUUAGCGAAAAAAUUCUCAUUAAAAUAUUAUAAAAUUAAUAAUAAUCCUAAAUCAUCUCAAACAAUUAUACCACAACAAGGUACGGAUGAAACAUUAAUAUCGACAUUGAAAAUGAUCUAUCAUUAUUUUCAACAUGAAAUUAAACAUGAACGUCGAGCUGAAAUUUAUAAAGAAUUAGAAGAUCGUGAAUGUAUUUAUUCUCGUACACGUCGACAAUUUUUACAUGGAAAAUAUUUUUGUUUAAAUUUACCUAUCGCAGAUGAAAUUCCACCAUUUCUAUUUUCAUUAGAUCAAGAUUUUUAUGAAUAUAAAGAAUUUUUUCUACAUAUCGGUGUACAACCUGAACCACAUCCGAUGUUAUAUGGAGAUAUAUUACGGAAAUUAUCUAAAGUUUGUGAUCAAGAUUAUUUAAAUUCAAAUGAAUUAUGUAAAUCAUUAAAAGCUAUGGAAUGUUUUUUUAAAUAUUUAGCUAUUAAUUCAACUAUUAAUUCACAAACAAAACUACCUGGUCUUUAUCUUGUAACGAAUGAUUUUAAAUUAGUCAAAUCCAAUGAUAUAGUCAUCAUGGAUGAUAAAACUAAACUUGAUUAUAUAACAAAAUUAGCACAUGAUAAAUUUAUGUUUAAUCCUAAUGAACGUGUUCUUAAACUUGAUGCUAAUCCAGCAUCAGCAAGUACGAAACAAAAUUCUUCUGUACUACAUUUAAAAGAUAUAGUCGAUAAAAUAUUCGUUAGUCAACGUCCUGUUUUAUUUACACAAAAAUAUGAAGAAUCAUUUUCAAUAACAAUUCCGGAAGAUGAAGAAUCCCAUCGUCAACGUUUUCUUUAUAAUCUUGAAAGAAAAUAUAAUCAAUUAUUAUCUUCACGUCAUUUACAUCGUUGUAUGGCUCGUGUUAUUGCAAAUCAUGUUGCAAGACAACAAAGUCCGAAAAUAAUCUCUAUGGAUGAUGUAGAAAAUUUAAUUCGUCAACGUUUAACAUUUGUUAAAGUAACAUGUGUUGAAUAUCUUGAAACAAAUUUAGUUUAUAAAAAAACUCAACAAAAAGUUGAUCAAUCAGUUGAUGAAAAAGCUGUUUAUUUAGUUGCUGAAGGAGAAGAAAAUAUUACAUUAUAUAUUAGUAUGAAACAUACGGAACAACCUUAUUUUACAUUAUGUUUAGCACGUGCAUUAAGUCCAUGUUUAGGUUUAUCAGAAUUACAAUUAGAUAAUUCUGUUAUGGCGGCACUUCUAGCAACAACAAUAGGACAAAUGUCAAAAUUUUUAAAUUUAGUUAAUGUUGCGACGGAAGAAAAUAUUUUAUCUACACUUAAAUUACAAUAUAUUCCUUCGCCAGGUAAUGUUUAUGGUGAUGAUAUUGAACAAUUACAACAAUUUAAUGUUGAACAACAUCAAAUUUUACCAGGAGAUUUAUGUGUUUAUCGUGAUAAUGAUUUAUAUAUUUAUUGUGAAGUUGAAAAAAUUAUUAAAGAAUAUCCAAAUCAAACAAAUAAUACUGAACAAGAUCAUUGGUCAUGGUCAAAAAAGAAUUCAUCAUCACUUAUACCAACAUAUAUAUUUAUAUGUCGAGUUAAUGAUGCGAAAGAAACACAACGAAUUGAAGCAGUCAAUUUUUAUGUAUUAGAACAUUGGUCAAGAAUAUUUGAUGCUGUACAUACAAAACCAGUUGAUGAACGAGAAUCAUCGAGAUCUUCAACAGCAUCAAGUUCAACAACGAAUACACAAGGAAAAAGUGGUAGCGGUGGUGGUGCUGGUGGUGAGAAAGAUAAACACAAUAAUAAUGAAAAAUAUUCUUCAUCACGACGUUCAGAAAGAUCAACAAAUGAUAAUGCUGGUUUUAAUAGUGAUCCUGGUUUUUCAAAUGGUUUUGAUAAUUCUAAAACUUAUCGUCAAACAUCAGCUGAUAGUGAUUCAUCAAGUAAUCUUACAUCAGAAUCUCAAUCUGAAUCUGAAUCAGCACAAACUACUGAACAAGAUGUUAUUGAUAAAACUGAAUUAGAAUUAACCAAAACAGAAAUUUAUAAUGCUGUACGACAAGCAUUUCAAUUAACCGGACAAGAACGUAAGAAAACUGUUAAAAAAUUAUUAUUAAAAUGGCAUCCCGAUAAAAAUCCCGGUCGUGAACGUUUCGCUGCUGAAGUAUUUAAACAUUUACGUAAACAAAUUGAUCAUUUUGAAAAUGAUCCAUUAACAUCAUUUUUUAAUACAUUCAAUAAUUUUCAUCAUUCACCAUUUUCUGCUUCCGAUCCGAAAUUUAGUUGGAAUAAACAUUCAAGUUCAAGUACAAAUAAUAAAACAAAUCAACAACAACAACAUCAACAUCCAUCAUCAUCAUCAACAACAACUGAUGAUCGUUUUGGUAGUUAUGAUAAUUUAAAUAAAGAUGCAAAUGAUGAAACAAAACGUAGUUAUCAAGAUAUACCAAAUGGAAAUAAUAAUACUAAAGAUCAUACAGAUAAUAAUGAUACUGAUGCUAAUUCAAAAAGUCGAUAUAGUCCACAUCGUUCAUCAUCAUUUCGUACAGCACGUGAAGAAUGGCAAUAUCGUCGACAACAUGGUUUUCCACGGCGCCAUGGAUUUUUUAGUACAGCUGAAGAAAAUGCAACGAAUAAUGGUAAUGGUACUAAUUCUCAGACAUCUGGAGGAAAAGAAAGUCCAAAUGCACGUCGAAAACGUAAUUAUCAACAAUCAGAAGCUGAUCGAUGGCUUAAACAAGCACAACAUGAUCUUGAAAGUGCAUAUAGUGAUAUGCAUUCAUCAACUGGUCAAGUUGCAUAUGAUUGGGCUUGUUAUAAAUGUUAUCGAGCUGCAGAAAAAGCAUUAAAAGCUUAUCAUUAUUAUAAAGAUACAGGAAAAAAUAUGACUGCUGAUAUACCUGGAUUAUUAAUUGGUGUUGAUAAUGAUGUAAGAGAAAUCGGUUAUAAAUUAUAUAAAUGGAUUGGAGAUCCAAAUCGAAUGCAAUAUCCAAAUGCAGCACGAUUUGCAAAGAUUCCAGCUGAAGUAUUCACUGUUUCUCAAGCUGAACAAGCAAUUGAAUAUACAAAAGAAUUAUUAAAGAAAAUUGAAGAUAUUAUGUAUCCAUGA